Messenger RNA from Lolium perenne, 612 nucleotides. Lineage: Eukaryota; Viridiplantae; Streptophyta; Magnoliopsida; Poales; Poaceae. The record is from RefSeq and is a predicted model, not a curated record.
AUGGAGGCGGAAAGGAAAGCUCCGAGUCUGCUGGAUAUCUGCGUGCGAAAGGCCAUCGACAACCUCCGGCGCGUCGAGAGCGUGGACGGCGUGGACACGGCGCUGCUGCGUAGGAUCCUGCCCCACUGCGACCUGGAGCAGCUGACCCGCAUCGAGAGCCGCACGGUGACAGACCUGACCCCCGUCACCGACGUGCUGUGGAAGGGGUUCUACCGGCGGCAGUUCGGCGAGGAGCACACGGGCCGCGUCGUCGACAGGAUGCAGCGGGCCGGGGCGCGGUACAAGUGGAAGGAUCUCUUCAGGGCGAAGACGAAGCAGCAGAAGGAGGUGGAAGACAGGAUGGUGGAGGCGCUGACGAGCAAGUGCCGGGCGCGGAACGCCGAGAGCGGCGGUUCCGGCUACAAGAAUCCGAUGUUGAAGAAGGCAAGGAUGGAGGUUGACAUUCGGGCGAAGAUGGAAGCUCCUUUUUGCAGGAGGUCAGCUCAGCCAACGACGAGUCAUGAACAGCCGAUGAGGACGACGGCGAUCCUCCGUAGACCCAACUCGACCAGCACCAUCGCCAAACCAACUAGUGUGAAUAGGCCGAAGCGAAAGAACGGGUCCAGGUUCUAG